UAUUUAUAUAUUGUGGUUGAUUACCCAUAACACCCCUCUCUCUUCCUUUCUCACCCUUUCAUUGAACUCGUGGGAUAUCUUCAAGGACGUCCGUUGUCAAAAUGUCUGAUGCGGAAGGAGACGAUGUUCCUGCUGUACCUACAGCCUCAGGGGCCAUGGAUCUUUACACUGCAUUACAAGAAGUUUUAAAAACUUCCCUCAUUCAUGAUGGUCUUGCAAGAGGAUUACAUGAAUGUGCAAAAGCUCUUGACAAACGUCAAGCACAUUUGUGCAUUCUGGCUAACAACUGUGAUGAACCAGCCUAUGUACGUUUAGUAGAAGCUCUCUGUGCUGAACAUGGCAUCAAUUUAUUAAAGGUGGAUGAUAAUAAGAAAUUAGGUGAAUGGUCUGGCUUGUGCCGAAUUGACAAAGAAGGAAAAGCUAGAAAUGUUAUUGGCUGCAGUUGUGUUGUUAUCAAGGAUUAUGGAAAAGAAUCACAAGCUCUUGAUAUCAUCACUGAAUAUUUCAAAUCUAAGAAAUAAAUGUUACAAACCCAAAUAAAGUAAUGCAGUGUAAAAAUCCAAUAUAA
Molecule: messenger RNA, 568 nt
Organism: Patella vulgata (common limpet)
Lineage: Eukaryota; Metazoa; Mollusca; Gastropoda; Patellidae
Product: 40S ribosomal protein S12
Exons: 6
Coding region: 102-521 (139 amino acids)
Biological process (GO): translation
Cellular component (GO): ribosome; cytosolic small ribosomal subunit
Molecular function (GO): structural constituent of ribosome
Source: RefSeq, a predicted model, not a curated record